Messenger RNA from Laetiporus sulphureus 93-53, 954 nucleotides. RefSeq lists its product as uncharacterized. Lineage: Eukaryota; Fungi; Basidiomycota; Agaricomycetes; Polyporales; Laetiporaceae. The transcript has 5 exons. The record is from RefSeq and is a predicted model, not a curated record. The coding region runs from base 1 to 954 and encodes 317 amino acids.
AUGAGGCCUGCCACAGAACCGACAUUGCCCAUCGAGCUCGCGACCGUCUGCAUCACAAGCUUGCUUUAUGGCAUCUUCUUGCUGCUAUUCGGAUCAUUCGUCUACCUUUCCGCAACGCGUUUGGCGCCCACUAUCAAUGGCUUGCGUCGUGACCCAUUCUACGUCUCGCCGAUAUUCAUAGUUGGUGUGGUGUUGCUUAUGUUGAUCAGCGCUAACUGGGUGCUCACAAUUGUUCGCCUUUUCGACGGGCUGAUGGAUGACACCGGAGAGCUUCAACUGGGGCUCUUCUUUUCUGACUUGGCCAAUCCAACUUACGUUGCAAAAUCUGUCCUAUACUUCAUGACUGCUUUGUCACAGGAUACGAUCAUCAUCAGACGUUUGUCGCGUUCGUGGAACCACAACAAACCGAUCAUUAUCUUCCCCAUAAUCUUGUGUUGCAGUCUAAUUGCGGCUGGGGCAAACGCUGCCUAUCAACUUUCAAGGCAUACCGAAGGAGACAGAAUUGUCAAUGAAUCGGCAGGCCGCUGGAUCGUCAGUGCUGCAGCGCUAACGUUUGCGUAUGUCGAUUUUGCGGUCAUGAACAUGUAUGCAUAUACAUCCCCAUGCAUAGACGAAGGUACUGACCGAGAUAUGACUAGGACCUUCAUAAUAUUUUUCCUUGUAUCUUUCCUCGCACGCACAUACGUGGCCAGUUUCGCUAUCGAGAUGUGGAUGCAAAUGGCGGGGAUUUCGUAUAUGUUGGUCAUCAUCCGUCUUCGCAUCGGCCCUGGCUACCAACGCAAGGCACGGCCAAUCAUAUUGCCACCUUCUAAGAGUUACAAUCUCACGACUGUUAUAACUCAUAAUUGGAGGGUUUCUGUGACAUCGGCACCGGCGGUGAACACAACGGAAUAUCACCCACCGAAUAGUCCCAUAGUCGAUGUAUCUACCAAUAGGAUCGUCGAUGAAUGUUAG